AUGAGCUUUAUGGAUCAAAUCCCAGGAGGAGGAAAUUAUCCAAAACUCCCAGUAGAAUGCCUUCCUAACUUCCCGAUCCAACCAUCUUUGACCUUCAGAGGUAGAAAUGACUCGCAUAAACUGAAAAACUUUAUCUCCGAAAUAAUGUUAAACAUGUCUAUGAUAUCUUGGCCGAAUGAUGCCAGUCGUAUUGUGUACUGCAGAAGACAUUUAUUAAACCCCGCUGCUCAGUGGGCUAAUGACUUUGUACAAGAACAAGGUAUACUUGAAAUAACAUUCGACACAUUCAUACAAGGAUUAUAUCAGCAUUUCUAUAAGCCACCAGAUAUCAAUAAAAUCUUUAAUGCAAUCACGCAACUUUCCGAAGCUAAACUUGGUAUUGAGCGUCUCAACCAACGAUUCAGAAAGAUUUGGGACAGAAUGCCACCAGACUUCAUGACCGAAAAAGCUGCCAUAAUGACAUAUACUAGGCUAUUGACAAAGGAAACCUAUAAUAUUGUCAGAAUGCACAAACCAGAGACAUUAAAAGACGCCAUGGAAGAGGCUUACCAGACAACUGCACUAACUGAAAGAUUCUUCCCAGGAUUCGAACUUGAUGCUGAUGGAGACACUAUCAUCGGUGCCACAACCCACUUACAAGAAGAAUACGACUCUGACUAUGAUUCAGAAGAUAAUCUGACCCAGAAUGGAUACGUCCAUACCGUAAGGACAAGAAGAUCUUACAAUAAACCAAUGUCAAAUCAUCGAAACAGGAGAAAUAACAACCCAUCUAGAGAAGAAUGUAUAAAAAAUCGGCUAUGCUUCUAUUGUAAGAAAGAGGGACAUCGCCUGAACGAAUGUAGAGCACGUAAGGCGAGUUCUAACCGAUCUUGAACUCGAAUCAAAAGACCAACAAACUCCUUUUAUCAAAACCUUACCAAUUGUACACUAUAUCGCCAUCCCCGAGAUGGACAAUACCGCCGAAAAAACCAUAAAAAUACAAAACACGAAAGUAAAAACCCUGUUUGACAGUGGAUCACCCACGUCAUUUAUCCGAAGAGAUAUUGUAGAACUUCUCAAAUACGAAAUCUACGAGACCCCUCCACUCCGUUUUAGAGGAUUCGUAGCCACCAAAUCCGCCGUUACAUCCGAAGCAGUCACCAUUGACCUCAAAAUCAAUGACCUGCAUAUAACUUUAGCCGCGUACAUACUGGAUAACAUGGACUACCAAUUGUUAAUUGGAAAUCCAAUCUUACGCCGCUACCCGAAAAUCCUGCACACAGUACUGAAUACCAGAGAGAGCCCCGACUCCUUAAAGCCCAAGACUUAUCGCUCCGAAACCGUUAAUAACGUUAGAACCUACUCCGCUGGUAAUCGUGGUAACCCCAGAAACAUAAAACUGUCUUUUGCCCCCACCAUUCUCGAAGCAACUGACCCGAAAUCCGCUGGUAAUCGUGGUGACUCCAGAACCAAAACCCUGUCUCUUGCAACCACUACUCCUGCAGCAAUUGACCCGCUUACGACCCUUGAUAACCCAGGUAGUACUCAAAGUACAUUUGCGCAAUUCCCGAUACCUGAAGAAGCGAGCAUCCUAGAAGAGGAUGGAAAAUACUCCAACGUUGUCUCAACCAUUCAGAGUGUAGAACCUAAUGCUACUGAUCACAGCAAUAAGGACACCUUUUGCACUUUGCCAGUUUGGUUACAACAGAAGUAUAGAGAGAUCAUACGUAAUGAUCUCCCACCAAGACCUGCCGACAUUAAUAACAUCCCCGUAAAACAUGAUAUUGAAAUUAAACCUGGCGCAAGACUACCUCGACUACAGCCAUACCAUGUUACAGAAAAGAACGAACAAGAAAUCAACAAAAUAGUUCAAAAACUGCUCGAUAACAAGUUCAUUGUUCCCUCAAAGUCGCCUUGCAGCUCCCCUGUAGUCCUCGUCCCGAAGAAAGACGGUACCUUCCGACUCUGCGUCGAUUACCGCACCCUGAACAAAGCUACCAUCUCCGACCCAUUCCCAUUACCCAGAAUCGACAACCUAUUGAGCCGUAUUGGAAAUGCCCAGAUAUUUACCACGCUAGAUUUGCAUAGUGGUUACCACCAGAUCCCGAUGGAACCCAAAGACCGCUACAAAACCGCCUUUGUCACACCAUCCGGUAAGUAUGAAUAUACCGUCAUGCCAUUUGGCUUAGUCAAUGCACCUAGUACAUUCGCAAGAUACAUGGCUGAUACAUUUAGAGACCUGAGAUUCGUCAAUGUUUACCUUGAUGAUAUAUUAAUAUUCUCCGAAUCUCCAGAAGAACAUUGGAAACAUUUAGACACGGUACUAGAAAGAUUAAAGAACGAGAACCUCAUUGUUAAGAAGAAAAAAUGUAAAUUUGCAUCUGAAGAAACUGAGUUUUUAGGCUAUAGUAUUGGAAUCCAGAAAAUAGCUCCACUACAGCACAAAUGUGCAGCAAUCCGAGACUUUCCGACGCCUAAAACAGUAAAACAAGCACAGAGAUUUUUAGGAAUGAUUAAUUACUACAGACGAUUCAUUCCAAAUUGCUCCAAGAUUGCACAGCCAAUCCAACUGUUUAUUUGUGACAAAAGUCAAUGGACAGAAAAACAAGACAAGGCAAUUGAUAAACUAAAAGACGCCUUGUGUAACUCCCCCGUCCUAGUACCAUUCAACAACAAAGCAAACUACCGACUUACAACAGACGCCUCAAAAGACGGCAUUGGUGCUGUUCUAGAAGAAGUCGACAACAAGAACAAACUUGUUGGUGUCGUCGGUUACUUCUCUAAAUCCUUAGAGAGUGCCCAGAAAAACUAUCCUGCUGGCGAAUUAGAACUACUUGGAAUUAUCAAAGCACUCCACCACUUCCGAUAUAUGCUUCACGGAAAGCAUUUCACGUUAAGAACAGACCACAUUAGUUUGUUAUCAUUACAAAACAAGAACGAACCCGCACGACGCGUGCAACGCUGGUUAGAUGACCUAGCCACAUAUGACUUCACCUUAGAAUACCUAGCUGGACCCAAGAACGUUGUCGCAGAUGCCAUAUCCCGUGCCGUAUAUACUAUAACCCCCGAAACAUCCCGACCUAUCGACACAGAAAGCUGGAAAUCUUACUACAAAUCAGACCCAUUAUGUAGUGCUGUCUUAAUUCAUAUGAAAGAAUUGACACAACACAACGUCACACCUGAAGAUAUGUCAGCCUUCCGUAGUUACCAGAAGAAACUCGAACUAUCAGAGACCUUCCGAAAGAAUUAUUCCCUAGAAGACGAAAUGAUCUAUUACCAAGACCGACUAGUAGUACCAAUAAAACAACAGAACGCAGUUAUGAGACUAUAUCAUGACCAUACCUUAUUUGGAGGACAUUUUGGUGUAACAGUGACCCUUGCGAAAAUCAGCCCAAUUUACUAUUGGCCAAAAUUACAACAUUCGAUCAUACAAUACAUCAGGACCUGCGUACAAUGUCAACUAAUAAAAUCACACCGACCACGCUUACAUGGACUAUUACAACCACUCCCUAUAGCAGAAGGAAGAUGGCUUGAUAUAUCAAUGGAUUUUGUGACAGGAUUACCCCCGACAUCAAAUAACUUGAAUAUGAUCCUCGUCGUAGUUGAUCGUUUUUCGAAACGCGCUCACUUCAUAGCUACAAGGAAAACCUUAGACGCAACACAACUAAUAGAUCUACUCUUUCGAUACAUUUUUUCAUAUCAUGGUUUUCCCAGGACAAUAACCAGUGAUAGAGAUGUCCGUAUGACCGCCGACAAAUAUCAAGAACUCACGAAAAGACUAGGAAUAAAAUCGACAAUGUCUUCCGCGAACCACCCCCAAACAGAUGGACAAUCCGAACGAACGAUACAGACAUUAAACAGGUUACUAAGAGCCUAUGCUUCAACCAAUAUUCAGAAUUGGCAUGUAUAUUUACCACAAAUCGAAUUUGUUUACAAUUCUACACCUACUAGAACACUUGGAAAAUCACCAUUUGAAAUUGAUUUAGGAUAUUUACCGAAUACCCCUGCUAUUAAGUCAGAUGACGAAGUCAACGCAAGAAGUUUUACUGCCGUAGAACUUGCCAAACACCUCAAAGCCCUUACCAUCCAAACGAAGGAACAGCUAGAACACGCUCAAAUCGAAAUGGAAACUAAUAACAAUCAAAGACGUAAACCCUUAUUGUUAAACAUAGGAGAUCACGUAUUAGUGCAUAGAGAUGCAUACUUCAAGAAAGGUGCUUAUAUGAAAGUACAACAAAUAUACGUCGGACCAUUUCGAGUUGUCAAGAAAAUAAACGAUAACGCCUACGAACUAGAUUUAAACUCUCACAAGAAAAAGCACAGAGUUAUUAAUGUACAAUUCCUGAAAAAGUUUGUAUACCGUCCAGACGCGUACCCAAAGAAUAAACCAAUCAGCUCCACUGAAAGAAUUAAGAGAGCACACGAAGUUACUGCACUCAUAGGAAUAGAUACUACACACAAAACUUACUUAUGUCACAUGCAAGAUGUAGACCCAACACUUUCAGUAGAAUACUCAGAAGCUGAAUUUUGCCAAAUUCCCGAAAGAACACGAAGAUCAAUAUUAGCCAACUUUAGACAACUCUACGAAACACAAGACAACCCUGAGAGAGAGGAAGAUGUUGUAUCUCAAAAUGAGAUAUGUCAGUAUGACAAUACGUCACCCUGA
This is a messenger RNA of Saccharomyces cerevisiae S288C, 4645 nucleotides long. RefSeq names its product gag-pol fusion protein (gene YGR109W-B). Gene Ontology annotation, biological process: DNA biosynthetic process; DNA integration; RNA-templated DNA biosynthetic process. Lineage: Eukaryota; Fungi; Ascomycota; Saccharomycetes; Saccharomycetales; Saccharomycetaceae. The transcript has a single exon. The record is from RefSeq and is marked reviewed. Gene Ontology annotation, molecular function: zinc ion binding; RNA-DNA hybrid ribonuclease activity; DNA-directed DNA polymerase activity. Gene Ontology annotation, cellular component: nucleus; cytoplasm.